Messenger RNA from Brettanomyces bruxellensis, 1329 nucleotides. RefSeq lists its product as uncharacterized. Gene Ontology annotation, biological process: biosynthetic process. NCBI's taxonomy places the organism in Eukaryota, Fungi, Ascomycota, Pichiomycetes, Pichiales, Pichiaceae. The transcript has a single exon. The record is from RefSeq and is a predicted model, not a curated record. Gene Ontology annotation, molecular function: pyridoxal phosphate binding; L-2-aminoadipate:2-oxoglutarate transaminase activity. Bases 1 to 1329 code for a protein of 442 amino acids.
AUGAGUCACGAAACAAUCGCCCCGUUUAAUUUCUUUAAAGGGCACCCUACAGUUAGCAUACUCCCGACAAAGGAGAUUAUGGAGGCUACAAUAAGAAUUAUGAAGAGGUUCAAUAAGACCAUGGAUACGUAUGAUGAUUUUGUGAAUAGACAUCCGCUCGAUUAUGGAACAGAUCCAGGAAAUUUAGAGGUGCGUAAAUUGAUAGCAAAAUGGAACGAUAAAAACUUCAAUGUGGUUAGGCCAAGCAACCCAGACUGCAUUAAUUUGACAUCUGGGGCAUCUGCUGGAUUGAUGAAUCUCCUCUUGCAAUUAACCAGCCCUCAUCAUGGCUUGACUAGAAGAGCUUUUUUUAUUAGUCCUACGUAUUUCUUGAUUAAUUCAGUCUUUAUUGAUGCUGGCUUUGGCGGAAAGUUGAGUGCAGUGGUGGAACAGGCAGACGGCCAAGUUGAUGUUAAAAAAUUUGGGGAGAGACUCAACUAUUAUGACUCUCUUUUGCCGAAACCAAAAGCAAUCAUUUGCAAGGAAGAUAUACCUCAGAUAUAUGACCCGAGCAGACCAUUAAAGAAAAUCUUCAGGUAUGUUUUGUACGUUGUUCCCUCCUUUUCAAAUCCCAAGGGAAGUUCACUGACCGAUGAGACCAAAUUGGCCCUUAUAAAAUUGGCCAGAAAGCACGACAUGCUAAUUGUCUGUGAUGAUGUUUACGAUUUGCUUGAUUACAGGGAAGGUGCAAACCUCAAGCACAGCAAGAGGAUGGUGUAUUUGGACAGAGAGACACUUCCUGAAGGCGAGGAAUACGGAAAUGUAAUUUCUAAUGCCACGUUUUCAAAACUUUUGGGUCCUGGACUUCGUGCGGGAUAUCAAGAAUCAUCAACACCAAAGCUUGCAUAUCUCCUUUCGCAGGGAGGUGCCAAUAAAUCGGGAGGCACUCCUUCUCAGUUGAAUACCGUUAUCAUUGGUGAUUUGUUGAAAACGGGGGUUGUCGACAAAGUCAUUGCGGGUUUGAAUAAGGUGUACUCAGAGAGGGCAAAAGUACUGAAGCAAAGCAUCAAAAAAUAUCUUCCUGAUGGCACUAAAGCAUCCGCUUUUGAAGGAGGCUAUUUUGGCUGGGUGGAGUUGCCAGAAAGAUACGAUCUUAAGGAAAUUGCUGCUGAGUGUCUCAAGCGAGGUGUUGUUUUGGCAACUGGCGAUAAUUUUGAAGUUACCGGUGAUCCUCAGGGAUGGGGAAAGCAUUGUGUCCGUCUUUCACUUAGCUUUCUGUCCCCAGAUAAGAUUAAAGAAGGCAUCAAAAUUUGGGGCGAUGUCUGUAAGAACAGCGUUAAAGAUGCAUAA